Messenger RNA from Colias croceus (clouded yellow), 1548 nucleotides. It is a transcript of the gene serpin-4, whose product is annotated as serine protease inhibitor 77Ba-like. NCBI's taxonomy places the organism in Eukaryota, Metazoa, Arthropoda, Insecta, Lepidoptera, Pieridae. Gene Ontology annotation, molecular function: serine-type endopeptidase inhibitor activity. The transcript has a single exon. Bases 90 to 1325 code for a protein of 411 amino acids. The record is from RefSeq and is a predicted model, not a curated record.
UGUAGGAAAAUGGUGUACGAACUGUAAGGUUGUUUUUUUACAUUUAUAAAAUAAUAAUAAGUUCAUAAAUUUAUCAGAACCUAAUAAAAAUGCGUGCUUUAGUGAGUGUGUUAUUAUGUGUGCUCGUGCCUUUGUGUAGUGGUCAAAAUGCAGUAAUUCCUGAUAAAAAGAACCUACAUCUGGGACUAUCUGAAAGAAUAGGCAAUUUUUCAGUUGAACUAUUGUACUACACUACCGCAGCCCAAGAACGAGGUACGAAUUUAAUUAUAUCGCCUAUAACUGUAUGGACAGUCCUUGCAGUGAUAGCUGAAGGUGCAACUGUGAACACACUGACUGAAAUAUGCAAGGCCAUACGAAUUGUACCCAAAAAUAGACAAUUAGUUCGUGAUAAUUUCCAAAACAUCCAACAGUUUCUAGAAGUCAAAACGAAAACUGUUGAAUUGCAGAAAUUGAACUCGAUGUUCGUCGACCAGACGAAUCGGCCAGAAUCAGAUUUUAUUGAAAUAGCCAAACAAUACGAAACGUCGUUGAUCCCACUUAAUUUCUCUGAUCCGGAUCAUACAUCCAACACUAUUAACGAUGUUAUAUCGAAUUUCACUCAUGGCAGGAUUUUGAAGUUAAUAGACAGCAAUGACUUAAGGGACAGUCACAUGGUUUUAUCCAGUGCUUUGUACUUUAAAGGACAAUGGACUCUUCCAUUCAAUUCAUCAUUCACAAUGAAGCGGCCUUUUUAUAACAGUGCUGGGGAAGUAAUAGGUCAAGUUAACAUGAUGUACAAUAGAUAUACUUACCCAUUUGCUAAUAUAGAAGCCUUACAAGGUAGAGUGAUAGAAAUACAAUAUGGAACUGAGAACCGUCUGUCCAUGUUAAUAAUGGUCCCUUAUCCAGGCGUAUCUCUUCCAGAGAUGUUCUAUAAUUUCAAUAACAUCUCUCUCGACUUAGUGUUUGCAGAAUUGAAGAUAGCAAAAGAAGAGUAUGCAGACGAUGAAGUAGAUGCAUUUAUUCCGAGAUUUAAAAUUGAAACGAACAUUGAUUUGACCGAAUCUCUCAAGGAAAUGGGUAUUCACGAUAUGUUUGAUGAAACUAAAGCUAGGUUGCCUAAAAUUACUAGAGUGCCCACUUUUGUCAAGAAAGUGGUGCAUAAAGCAGAAAUAGAGGUAACUGAAGAAGGGACAACUGCAUCGGCAGUCACUGCGGCUGAAUUUAGCAAUCGUAUUGGUGUCUUGCGUUUUGAAGCAAACCGACCAUUCUGUUAUUUAAUCGUUGAAAAGACCACUAACACCAUUGCGUUUGGUGGGUUCUACCAAGUUCCAGAAUUGUUCUAGUUUUUAGUGGAAUAAUUAAUAAUAAAAUAUAAGAUCUGGUCAUUCUGUGAUUACUAUGAUCUAAUUGCCCUAGAUUGCCUAGAUUAAGUAUUCUUAGAUUAUAUUUAAGUUACUUGAUAUUUGUGAAUGAAAUUUAUAACAAUUUAUUCUAUAUAUUGUCAAGAAAAUAAUAGUCAAUUCUGAUUAAUACAUAUCUGUAAAAUAAAAAAAUAUUAUAAAACUA